This is a messenger RNA of Acanthochromis polyacanthus (spiny chromis), 2171 nucleotides long. RefSeq lists its product as uncharacterized. The transcript has 7 exons. The record is from RefSeq and is a predicted model, not a curated record. Bases 95 to 991 code for a protein of 298 amino acids. Lineage: Eukaryota; Metazoa; Chordata; Actinopteri; Pomacentridae.
GUGACCGGACCAGAGUCUUCAAGCAACAUUAGUGGCAGAAGGAGUUGCUCUGAUUUAAGGAGGGAUAUUGCAGUUUUAUUGUACCAACUCCAGAAUGCAAACAAUAAGGUCUUUCUUCAUCACUCAGUGGUCCUCAGACGUGCGCCUGGAUGGGAAGACGGCUAUAGUAACCGGGGGCAACACUGGGAUAGGCAAAGAAACAGCUAAAGACCUGGCUGGCAGAGGUGCCCGGGUGAUUUUGGCGUGCAGAGACAUGGCGAAGGGAGAACAAGCUGUUUGUGAAAUCACUGGGGAGGUGGCGGGAGCCAGGGUAGUCGCCAGGCAACUGGAUCUGGCUGACACUACAUCGAUCUGUCAUUUUGCUGAGAAUGUCUACAACACUGAGAAGACUCUUCACUACCUGAUCAACAAUGCAGGCGUGGCUAUGUGCCCUUAUGCCAAGACUGCGGAUGGAUUUGAGAUGCAGUUUGGAGUCAAUCACUUGGGCCAUUUCUUCUUGACUUUUCUGCUGCUGGACCUGCUGAAACACUCGGCCCCAUCCCGGGUCAUCAACCUGUCAUCGGCGGCUCACGCCAUGGGCAAGAUCCAGUUUGAUGACCUGGCCGGAGAGAAGAACUACCACCCGGUCAGGGCUUAUGCACAGAGCAAGCUAGCUAACGUCCUGUUCACCAGAGAGCUGGCCAAAAGGACUGAGGUUCUAGGUGUCAUGGCUUACUCAGUGGACCCAGGCAUUGUAAACACUGAAAUUACACGGCACGUAAGGCGCCCUCUUGGGGACAUAAUCAAGACCUUCGGUUCGCUGAUCAAGAGUCCAGCAGAGGGAGCCUACACCACCCUCUACUGCACUGUCACUCCUGAAAACCAGCUGCACACCGGAGGGUUCUACAGGGACUGUGCCCUGGCUGAGAGCUGCAGAGCCGGUCAGGAUGAUGGCACCGCCUUAAAGCUGUGGGCUGUGAGCUGCCACCUGCUCGGUAUUCGCUGGAGAUAAAUUUGCUCUCCUACAUGCUCUGAAGCAACUUUCAUAUUCAGUUCAUACUCAGUGAUAACCCUCAACAUCAUGCUGAAGCUUCCCAAUUUUCCUGAAAUUUGUGCGUGCGAUAGACAUAAAUUGUGAAGGUAGAUAAAAACGACAAUAAUACGAGCACAACCCGCUCACUGUAAUGAAGUUUGAUUCGUAAGAUGUAAGAAGUCCAGUGUGCAGGAUUUUGUUAAAUUAAAUGGGAGGCUGUAGAUUGCAACUAACUAAAUAUACCAUGUAGAAAACAUACAAAAAUGUGUAAGACCCUUUGUAGAGCUAUUUGGUUUAGUUUCAUUAAAGGCUACUGUAAAAACAUAGCAGUGAAAUAUAGCAGAUUCAAUGGAAGAGGGACCAGGCCCAGCUUCGGAGGGGAACUGAAAAGCUUCCACUGCAAAAUUGAUGAAGUAUAUAUGUUGUUUAACUGUCCUAGACUACAAAUAGCAUACAGAAACCUAGAAAUUUGCUCAGAAUUUAAUCUCCCUGUCUGAUUAUUUACUGCAUAUUUGUAGAGUUUCUCACAACUUUCUGUAAAAAUGUCCGUACACGAACUACAGAUGCCUUUUGUGACUUUUUCUGGUUCCCAACAGAGCAGCUAAUCAAACCAUGAAUGGAACACAAGUCCAAAUUCAUUGUUUCAGCAUGUUCUGUCACAACAUUGUGUCCCAUUCCUCCUGUUUUGUACACCAUUUUGAACCCUCAUGACCUCAAGAUUUUAAUCCUUAAGGAGGAGAUUUGCAUUGAGCCCCUCUCACACAGUUUCGUUUUGCAGGGUGAGAAAGGCAUGAUCUGCCUUACUUACCUCUGAUUGGCCAACCCUGACAUUCUCACCCUAAUCUUAACCAAUCUCAACAUUCCUGCUCUUACCCAUUUCAAUCCUCAUUAACCAGCCAAUCAGGUAGUACUUUAACCAUGAAUAUUAAUGAGGUUUCCCUGCAAGAAGAAAACCUGUGACCUGCUUCCUUUACAGAUACUUCAUCCUGAUGGAAUGGAAACACAACUGUUGUUAUUUUCAGAUGACUAAAUGUUUAAUGCUAUAAAUUUGAAUUUUUUGUUGCAUUUCUGCCAAUAGCCCCCAAAAAUCCUAUAUACACUGGACCUUUAAGAGGAUUAAGAAAGUAGGUACUGGGAAUAAAAUACCACUAAUACCUUA